GAAAAAUGGGAAGCCAGAGGAUGAGGCAUGAGCCUGGCUAGGAGGAUGGGAACGCCAGCCGUGACGGGGAGGGCAGAAGGCCUGCCUGUUUUCCUACCAAGUCCCUGUCUGGGGCAGAUACACAUGGGUAUGGCGAGCCGUGGGCUAGGGACUUGGUUAGAGGCUUACAAUUGUUGGCUGUGCAACAGUAAGCUUAGUUAAAUGAAAGCAGAGAGUGGAAAGCAAUACAGCUGUUAAAACGAUGAUAGAGGUAAAUGUUUAUUGAUUUAGAAAGAUGUUCACAACAUAUUGUUGAAAGAAAAGCAAAUUACAAAAUAAUUGGUGCAGUCUGGGCUUGUUUUGAAAAAAAUGUAUUUAUUUGUAUAGAAAAAUCUGGCCAUGUUUAUCUCCAUGUGGCAAAAGUAUGGCUAAUUAAAUAUUUAUAUUGCUUAUAUGUGUUUUCUGGUUUCUCUACAGUGAAUGGGUAAUAAAAAUACUAAUAAUGAAAGUUUGUACAUCAACUGCAACCAGAAAUGUCUUUCUUUUGUCUCUAUGCACAAAGACCCUUUGAAAGAGCAUAGCAAAGAUCUGAAAGACUAGUGGGGUUAAAACGAGACUUGGGCCUACAUCAGGAUCCCAGGGAGGGGCUUGUAGGACAGUCGCUGGAGAACUCCUUGGCUGGUAAUGAAACAAACUUACAUACACAGGAGGUGUGGUGGCUAUUCCUGAUUGUCAAUUUGACUAUGUCUGGAAUGAACUACAAUCCAGAAUUGGAGAGCACACCUGUGAUCCAGAGCUUAAGGCUGGAAGACACAGUUUCUGACCCGGAUCUUGGCAUGGAGAUCUUGAGGCAUAGUGGCCAUGAAAAGCUUAGACCCAAGCAAGGUAGUACAUGCCUUUAAUCCCAGAAGACUCGGCAAGGAGAUCUCUGAGUUCAAGGUCAGCCUGGGACGAAGCAAGUCCUAGAUCCAGGUGUGCCAGCACAUCUGUUGGAACCUACUUCUACAGAAGACCAGCUGAAACAACUAGCCUCGUGGGUGGGACUGAGCAACUACUAGAUCCUUGGUCUUCCCAUCCACAGCUGCUCAUUGUUGGGUUAGUUGGACUACAGACUGUACAUCAUCACAAUAAAGUCCCUUAAUCUAUAGAGGCGUUCCAUAAAUUCUGUGACUAGAGAACCCUGACUAACACAGGAGGGAUUCUCCAGCGUUGCUGACAAACCUUUCCUACCCUCGUCAUAUCUUUUUCCUUCAGAACCACUCUGUUUAUACCUGGAAAGAUGGGCCACUCCUAUUCUGUGAGAUGUGUCCUGAGUUAAAGGCUAAUCUCUAGUAAGGCUCUUCCUUUAAAGUCCCCUACUCUUUACCUUCCCAACUUAUAGAAGUAUGAAAAGUCACCAGAGGCAGAAGGUGGUCUCACAAAUCUUUAAUCCCCAAAGGGUAGUUGGCUUUCUGUGAAUUCCAUACCUGCUUGAUCCACAUAUGAACUACAGGGGGACAUGAUGAGGUCCAGUCUAAAGGUCACUGGCAACCUCUCUCAAGAUCUCCCUCACUAUGCCAUUAUUCAGGAUUGGGGAAGAUGUGGCUGGAGCCUAAGGGGCUCUUCCCUUCCCUAUGGUGGGACUCAUUAGGAGAACCUCAGCAAGCAGCCCACUGUAAGCUCAAACAAAUACCAUGUCGCUGGUAUGGAGUAUAGGCUGUUGCUAUGACAGGAACUCAGGGGUCUUAACUGGCUUGAGCGCUGGGAGGGGGCAAGCAGCCAGGCCUUGUCUGUAAGCUGAAGACCUGGCAGUGCUGAGCUGGUCAGCCCCCAGGACCUCCUUUUGUGCCCACGAGUGACUCACCUUGGCAUAGACAUAAUGGUCAGGGGUGGGCACGCAGCCUGCUUCCCGCUGUGCUCCAGGCCUCCUUCGAUGCUUUCCGAGAAGUCUAUUGAGCUGGGAGCUUGUACUGCACCCGGGGCUGACAUCCUGGCAUCCUGGGAUAAAAGCAGCCCACGGGGCUGCCCUUGCCAUAUGCCUCACUGGCGGCAGAGAACAAGGCUCUAUUCAGCGAGUACCCUGGAGUAGACACCAGAAGCCCAAGCAUGGGCAGAGGAAGGCAGGGGUUGGGGGGAGCAGAGCUGUCUGUGUUCCAGAAGCCCAAGGACACAGAUGGCUAAGGCGCCUGGGAGAGGGACCUGAGUGGAAGAGAUAGAUGGGCCUGAAGUCUCAAGCAGCAACAGCCUCCUCCCCGCCAUUGGUGAGGGUGGGGUUUGGUUUCCCGGACCUACAUAUCCCUCAGAGGCCUGGUGUGUAGGAAUUUAAAGGGGGUAAAUCUCCUGAGAGAAUGAGGGGUACCCAGGAAGACGGGGUGUUACAGAAAGAAAGACUCCAGCAUGCACAGCCAACUCAUUCAAAACUACUCUGUCAGGGGCUGCCAGGGGCCAGGCUCGGGGUGGGGGGUGGGGGGCAACGAGAAGCUGGAUCAGGGAGAAAUGGCCCACUAGGCUGGAUAAGAGGCCACAGAGGGGCUCAGGAAUGAAGCCUGCUGUCUUACCCUAUUAGGAUCUGCGUGCAUACCUUCUGCCGUGCACUCUAAACACACAGCCAGAGGCUCAAGUUGACCCUGGAGUCACAGAGAGGGCUCCAACCUUAGCCCUCCACUCCUGAACUCCAGGAAUGAGAAGAUAGAGUUGGAGAGAUUCAGGGGAGAGGACUCUGUUGAGAAUGGGGGUCACAGGAAACUGUAAUAUAGGUUGAUCCCGGAGGAAGGGAAUAGGUUCUUCAAGUUCCUAGCAUCUCACAGGCCCCCAGAGAAGGACAGAGUUGGGGUGGUCCUGGCUUACAGGCUCUAAGAACUGGAAGCUGAUUACCCCACCGAGCUGUGCACUCUCUGUCUCUGUCUCUGUGUGUGCGCUCGUGCACACUUAUCACACAAAUGUUCAUGUGUGUGCACAUACAUGUGUUGAGACCAGAGGUCAACCUCAGGCACUGUUGCCUUGGUUUUCUGAGAGAGCAUUUCUCUCUGGAUCUGGAACUCGCCAAUUAGUGAGAGCCAGGAAGUCUGCUGAUUUUCACUGCCCAGCACUGGAGUUUACAAGUAUGCACUGUCAACCCAGGCCUUUUGUAUUCAUUCUGCAGCUAGAACUUGGGUGGGUCUUCAUGCUUGACAGGCAAGCAAUUUAUGGACUAAGCUGUUCCCUCGGCCCUCUCUUGACCCAUUUACCAGAAAGGGGGUUCCUUGAUCAAUGGCGAAGCCAGGCUGGUGUUCCCAAGAAAGCCUUGACUCUGGGUACAGUGACCUCAGUGGGGUGAGAGGAGUUCUCCCCCUAGCUGGGCUGGGGCCCAGCUCCACCCCCUCAGGCUAUUCAAUGGGGGUGCUUCCAGGAAGUCAGGGGCAGAUUUAGUCCAACCCGUUCCUCCAUAAAGGCCCUGACAUCCCAGGAGCCAGCAGAGGCAGGGCAGGAUGGAGCGGAGACGCAUCACCUCUGCGCGCCGCUCCUAUGCCUCCGAGACGGUGGUCAGGGGCCUCGGUCCUAGUCGACAACUGGGUACCAUGCCACGCUUCUCCUUGUCUCGAAUGACUCCUCCACUCCCUGCCAGGGUGGACUUCUCCCUGGCCGGGGCGCUCAAUGCUGGCUUCAAGGAGACACGGGCGAGCGAGCGUGCAGAGAUGAUGGAGCUCAAUGACCGCUUUGCUAGCUACAUCGAGAAGGUCCGCUUCCUGGAACAGCAAAACAAGGCGCUGGCAGCUGAACUGAACCAGCUUCGAGCCAAGGAGCCCACCAAACUGGCUGAUGUCUACCAGGCGGAGCUUCGGGAGCUGCGGCUGCGGCUGGACCAGCUUACGGCCAACAGUGCCCGGCUGGAGGUGGAGAGGGACAACUUUGCACAGGACCUCGGCACCCUGAGGCAGAAGCUCCAAGAUGAAACCAACCUGAGGCUGGAGGCAGAGAACAACCUGGCUGCGUAUAGACAGGAGGCAGAUGAAGCCACCCUGGCUCGUGUGGAUUUGGAGAGAAAGGUUGAAUCGCUGGAGGAGGAGAUCCAGUUCUUAAGGAAGAUCUAUGAGGAGGAAGUUCGAGAACUCCGGGAGCAGCUGGCCCAACAGCAGGUCCACGUGGAGAUGGAUGUGGCCAAGCCAGACCUCACAGCGGCCCUGAGAGAGAUUCGCACUCAAUACGAGGCAGUGGCCACCAGUAACAUGCAAGAGACAGAGGAGUGGUAUCGGUCUAAGUUUGCAGACCUCACAGACGCUGCGUCCCGCAACGCAGAGCUGCUCCGCCAAGCCAAGCACGAAGCUAACGACUAUCGCCGCCAACUGCAGGCCUUGACCUGCGAUCUGGAGUCCCUGCGCGGCACGAACGAGUCCCUAGAGCGGCAAAUGCGCGAACAGGAAGAGCGCCAUGCGCGGGAGUCGGCCAGUUACCAGGAGGCACUUGCUCGGCUGGAGGAGGAGGGCCAAAGCCUCAAGGAGGAGAUGGCCCGCCACCUGCAGGAGUACCAGGAUCUACUCAACGUUAAGCUAGCCCUGGACAUCGAGAUCGCCACCUACAGGAAAUUGCUGGAGGGCGAAGAAAACCGCAUCACCAUUCCUGUACAGACUUUCUCCAACCUCCAGAUCCGAGGGGGCAAAAGCACCAAAGAAGGGGAAGGCCAAAAAGUCACAAGACCUCUCAAAAGGCUCACAAUACAAGUUGUCCCAAUACAGGCUCACCAGAUUGAAAAUGGAGCCCUGCCAGCUGCAGAAACCAGCCUGGACACCAAAUCCGUGUCAGAAGGCCACCUCAAGAGGAACAUCGUGGUAAAGACUGUGGAGAUGCGGGAUGGUGAGGUCAUUAAGGACUCGAAGCAGGAGCACAAGGACGUGGUGAUGUGAGGUGUGCCCACCUGGUGGCCCUUGCCAUGCAGUGUGAGGGCCCAAAGCUUAUCCUCAAAUAGUCCUGUUUGCCAGGCUCAGUUCCCACCCACACCAGCACUUCCCUUCCUUCUGGUUUUCUGCCUGUGUGCUGCCCAAGGCUCAAUCAGUGCUAAGCUUCAUAGAUGGCAUAUACCCUUCACCUUCAACUAACAGGAUACUCACCCCAAAGGCGCAGUCAGGAGGGGAGGGAACCCCAGCUGGGUUAGAAUUGGAAGGGAAGAGGAAAGAUGAGCAGAGUAGAGAGAUUUAACAAAUCACUUCCUUCAUCCUUGUUGUUAUGGAAACCGUUGCCAGAGCUGGAAGUUUCCACAGGCUGCUGGAGCUAGACAACAAUUCAGACAGAAAGGGAAAGUCCCUGAGGCAAAGUCUCUCUAGCCAGAGACCUAUGCAUCCCGAAUGGCCACUAAGGCAGUCCUGAAGGGCCCUCCAGGGUGAUGACUCCAGUGUGUCAGCCCCACUGAGCAGCUAUGCAGGUUGACUGCCCACAGGCAUGUGGAAACUUGGUUCUCAGCACUUGGCAGGAUCUAUGGCAUAAGUGGAGAGGGAAGGUGUACUGGACGGCGGAGAGGAGGGCUCCCUGGCCCCUAAGUGUGGAUGCAGAGAGGUGGAGCCCAGGAAGGGUCUCUGCUUAGGCUGCAGGGGUGCCAAUGGCAGAGGCACUGGUAGAGAUCAUUUGGACACUGGAGUUGAAAGUUACAGGCAAUCUGUUACACUUGGCUCUGAAUCCUAUGAAUCAAGGAAAUAACCCGUUCUCUGGAAGACACUGAAACAGGAGAGAGGGACUUCCGUCCACUGGGCAGGGUACAGAUGUGUCUCAGUUGUGAAGGUCUAUUCCUGGCUGCACAGUCCCCAUCCGCUCAGUCAUCUUACCCUGUGACUGCUCUCAGCCCUGAAGAAUCCACAACCAUCCUUCCAAGGUUCUCCAUCCCCACAAUGACUAGCUGUUGCUCUCCAAGCUAAGGGACCAUUCCCUGUCUUAUGCAUAUACGUAAUGUCACCUAUUUAGGUAUCAUCCUAUUUGAGAGUUUGAGGAACUGAAACGUGUUGUGUUCAAGCAGCCUGGUGGCUAGUGCCUUCAUAUUAGAGCACCUUCUCUGAGGCUGAUUGGUGGGCAGGUAGGGAAGACAUUGAGCAGACAGUGUCCGCUCAGUUGUCCUUCCCUCCCUUCCAAGGUCCCUCCCUCUUUCCAGGACAUCGCCCCCCCACCCCACCCCUCCUUUCCACCUCCGCUAACCUCCAGAGCAGUACUGUCACCUUUACUCACUGGGCAGAAAUAAAGACAUGUGCCAUAGACUUCCA
Molecule: messenger RNA, 6179 nt
Organism: Mus musculus (house mouse)
Lineage: Eukaryota; Metazoa; Chordata; Mammalia; Rodentia; Muridae
Gene: Gfap
Product: glial fibrillary acidic protein
Exons: 10
Coding region: 3426-4838 (470 amino acids)
Biological process (GO): regulation of chaperone-mediated autophagy; neural crest cell migration; intermediate filament organization
Cellular component (GO): astrocyte projection; cytoplasm; cytoskeleton
Molecular function (GO): kinase binding; structural constituent of cytoskeleton; identical protein binding
Source: RefSeq, a predicted model, not a curated record